UUUGUCUCUCAGCAGCACAGGAGAUGACCCAGGACAUCAUGAUGGCGACCAUCCUCUCCUCCUAGCUCGCCCUCCUAGUGCGGCACUGGAAAAAGGGAUCACAUCCGCCACCCUCACCAUCGCAGCUUCUCUGCACCAUCCCCAUGGUCCCUUGAUCCAGUUCCUAGUGGAGCGCCACCAGACAUGGGCCUCGGCUGUGGUUCGUGACAGCGCGACAAGGUACUUCCUCCACAAUUUCCUUGCCCCCUCAAGUUUUCCUCUUGGGCUUGCUUAUAAAGGCUGGGAAACCAAAUGGCGACGGGAAUGCCGGAGUGUUUUUCUUCCUGUGGUUUGCAGUGGCAGGAAGAGGGCAAAUCGAGGACUUUUUUACUGUCAAAAGCUUGAUUUGCAGCCAUGGAGCCUCCGUCACCUUCCGGAUCUUCCUUUUCCGCCAAUCAUCAACAAGCGUCGAGCUUGGAUGACCUCCCCGUUCAACAAAGCCUGCACUUUUCAGAUAGUCUCAAGGGCCUGAGGACUAUGAGAUCACAGUUAUACUCAGCAGCCGAGUAUUUUGAAUUAUCUUACAUUAACAAUGAGAGGAAAGAAGUAGUGAUGAGGGCACUGAAAGAAUAUACUGUUGAAGCCAUUGUUAAUACUGUAGAUCAUUUAGGUUCAGUAUCAUACAAGGUAAAUAAUCUUCUCAAUGAAGAGGUUGAUCAGGUAUUUCUAGCAGAGUCUGAAAUAUCCUGUGUCGAUCAGAAACUUCGUACAUGCCAAGCAUGUAUUGACCUAGAAGGCCUUUCUCAGCAAUCUCUAUUGAUCAGAACCCCAAAGUAUCACAAACAUUACAUUAUGCAAGGUGAAUCCUUGGCUGAUUCUGACACACAAGCUAUCCUAAAAUAUGAAGGAUUCUACCCGUCUAAGGAGAGCAACAGAAUACAAGGUCACCAAACUGCUAGGCAUGGUCUAUCUCCCUUGAGAAAUGCUCGUUUAAGAUCUCCAUCACCUUCUCUUCCAGUAAGAGAGAACAUGCUGCCCCCACCUCCUAGCAUAUGCUCAACUCCACCUUUACCACACACAGGGAUGACCAUCUGUCAAGAAAGAAGAGCAAGUUCACCACUUCGAGCUUCUAGUCCACUUAUACGUGCAAGAACUAUAUCAGACAGAUCAAAUAAUCCCAAAUCAUCCAAGCAGUAUAUUCUGGAGUCUCAAAAGUCACUUCCAACAAGCAUCUCUGCCGAGCAGAACAAUCAUAAACAGCUCAAGCGAAAUUUAACAAAAAAGAGAGGAUUCCUUAGGAGCUUGCUCUCGCGGAAUAGAUCAUGGACUGAUGUGUCCUUGUACAGUUACUUGGAUGAAUAUUGAUGAAGUUCACAAAAGUAUAAAUUAGCUACUACUCUAAUAGCCUUCUUCAUCCUUUUUUCAAUGUUAAAAUUGAAUUGGUUUUACAUUUUUGUGUGUUCUCUGUUGAAGACAGAUGAAGCAUUGUGCAAGACAACAAAUAUACUGCCUAAUAAUUCCUAAUUUAUUAUAAAUGUUUAUCAUAAAAUUGUCAAUCA
This is a messenger RNA of Zingiber officinale, 1538 nucleotides long. Its product is annotated as probable protein ABIL3. The coding region runs from base 394 to 1344 and encodes 316 amino acids. The record is from RefSeq and is a predicted model, not a curated record. The transcript has 9 exons. Lineage: Eukaryota; Viridiplantae; Streptophyta; Magnoliopsida; Zingiberales; Zingiberaceae.